UUAAAUAAUUGACGUUUUUUUUAUUAUAUAUAUAUAUAUAUAUAUCUAAGAAUUCUCUCUUCUUAUGCUCUCAACCACCGCCGGUGGCGUCACUGGCAGACCUCCGGCGAUCAUUGAUACUCCUGGCUGCUCUCACUUAGACCAGCCAUCAAAAACCUUCCUUCAAGCACUCAAUGGCCAGCAUUGUGCAGCUGCGAUCAUCCCUGAAGAAGUUCAGGUGGAGAAAUACAAAGGCCUCCCCUGUGUGGCCUUCACCAUAGAUGAAGUAAACCAGCUUUCAGCGAGGUUCUCUAGAGCUCUUGUUGGCACUUUCUACUAUGGAAGACCAAGCCUCCAAUUCAUCCGCCUCUGUCUGGAAAGGAUAGGUUUCAUGGCUUUCACAGUGGCUCUCAUAGACACCAAUCACAUUCUUAUUAAUUUCUCCAGUGAUAAUGACUAUCACAGAUGUUUCAAAAGGCAUGACGGGAAGAUUGGCUCCUACUCAAUGAGGAUUUCCAAGUGGACUCCUGAUUUUGACCCCAGGUAUGAAUCUCCAAUCUUGCCUCUAUGGAUAGCUAUCAAAGACCUUCCUAUUCACCUUCACUCUAGAUCUUCACUUUUGAGAAUAGGAAAUGUCUUUGGUAAGGCUAUUAAAAUUGACACAACUACUGAAAAUUUUGGACGUCCAUCAACUGCUCGUGUUUGUGUUGAAGUGGAUAUUUCUAAACAUUUGUCCACCAAGUUUUAUGUCAAAAAUGGUGAAACUCCUGUGCUGCUCACUGCUGUGUUUGAAGAUCUCCCUGAGUACUAUGAACAAGAGGUAAAAGAUGCAAUUUGGUCUCUCUCCGCAGACAGUUCAGCCGGCCCAGAUGGAUUCAAUGGGGAAUUCUACAAACAAAAUUGGGAGGAGAUCAAGGAAGACUGUACUAAAGCAGUCCAAGAAUUCUUCCUAGGCAUCCCAAUUCCUAAGUGCAUUUCCCACUCUAAUAUAAUCCUCAUCCCCAAAAAAGAGAAUCCCAUCACUUAUAUGGAAGAAAUCGAAUUCAACUUGUCAUUGGAUUAGUCAAGGGUAUUCCUUCUUCUUCAUCUGUUGGACAGCAUACUACUUACCAGAAAAAGCAGCAGUGAUGAAGAGUAACCAAGUGCUCAAAAUCUUUACAAUUGGACUGCUAGGG
This is a messenger RNA of Cuscuta campestris, 1154 nucleotides long. NCBI's taxonomy places the organism in Eukaryota, Viridiplantae, Streptophyta, Magnoliopsida, Solanales, Convolvulaceae. The record is from the annotation of a GenBank genome assembly.